AUGUACAACAAAUCUCAAGAUAAAUGUAUUCAGUUUAUGAUUCGAAGUUUAAAAGAUCCAAAACAGUUCAAUUUAGUCAGUAAAACAUAUUUGAAUGCUGAUAUGAUUCAAUUUUUGUGUGAACCUUUACUUUCAAUUAAUACUCCGUUAAUACAACUUUAUUCUACCAUAACAAAGAGAGUGUUAAUUAAUAACAAUUUAAAAAAACAUACAGAAAUAGCCAAAUUAUUGAAAAAUGUGGCUUGGUUUAUGAUUAAACACAUUAGCUUACCAUUUGUUCUAAAAAGUUUGAAUAUAAAUAUAUAUCAUAAAAGUUAUCAAAAAGGAAUCAAAAGUUUAAUAAGUCCGUUCAGGGAAAGUAUAUCUACUCCUGCCCGUCAAAAUAUAGCUAGUCAUUAUGCAGCGUCAAAACUUAUGAGUAUUUUAUAUGAAUUAAUUGAGUAUAAUAAAACUGGUAUUUUAGCCGAAGAGUUGUUGUUUGAAAUGUUGUUUUAUUUAUCAUCAGCGUAUCUUGAAAUAAAUUGUUAUUGGCCUGGUGGUAUUGAUAUGUUUCGCAAUCAAAUGGUUUGGAGCUUCAAGAGUUUUCCUAAAACUCCAAAAGAUCUGUGUUUUGCUCUGACAAAUAGCACAAAUACAGAUAUGAGACAUUCUAUCAUCAUUUUUAUAUAUUUCUAUCUUUUAACUGGUUCCAACAUUGAAAAUGAGUCAAUAUACUUAGAACCAAUGUGCGAUUACUUAUGUUCAAUACAGAAUGAAGUUCCUGUUCCUGUUAUUAAAGCAAUUCUUUUUAAUAUUUCUAUUUGUUUUGUAUCCCAUCAUGCAGUGAAUGCAAUAUCUGGUUUAGCUUUUGCUACGGAAAAAUUAGUUGGACUUAUAAACUCCCUGCAAAUUAUUGAUUUGGUAUUUACCCAUCAUCCUGCAUUAUUAUAUUUCUUGUUCGCUACAAGUGUAAUUCCCCAAAAACUACAAUUAAAAUUAAUUAAUCAAUGGGUCCAGAAUUCAGAUGAAAUUAGUUUGAUUGAGCUAGAAAAAAUUUGCUUUAACAACCACAAAGCCAAGUUAUGUUUGAUGGAUGUUCUUAUUAACGAUACAAAUAUUGACACUAAUAAACUACAGAAAGGGUUCAAUAUUAUUAAGAAAAUAAUAACCGCAGAAAACGAAUGUAAUGAACACAAAACAUUAUUAAUUAUUUGGGACGUGUUACCCAUACAUUUAGGUUCAUUCUGUUGUACUAAAAAUCCAAAAAGGAUAGGAGCGACAAAUUUAACGUUUUUAUUGAAUUUAACUGAACCGUGUUUUAUCCUUGGGGCAAAUAUUUCUAUUAACGAACAUCGUAGUAUAGUUUAUACAAUGUCUUCAAUCAUAAAAAGCCAUCAAUCUACUUUCACUGAACAGUAUUCACUGUUAUCAUCUCUUCUUCAGCAUCUCUUAACUCUGAUUCAGUUAUCUAACAGUGAUGUUUUAAAUACAAUUAAGAAGAAUAAGGAUUUUCUAUAUGUUCUUGAAAACUUAUGCCUCUCAAAAAAUAACAACAUUUGUUUUCUUGCAAUCAAUACUUUAAUACAAUUAUGCCAACUUGAACAAGAAGAAACUAAUAUGGAACAUAAGCUUCUAUAUUCGAUAACUUUAAAAUGUGAAUAUGUUUUAAACGCCAUGACUAGGCUAUGUCAAAACUGCAUAAUAUCAUCUAUUACAUUAUUUAAAAUUAUUUUACAAUACUUCGAAGAAGGCAUUUGUAAAUCAGUCGAGUUUAAUGAAGCACCAACUGCCGAUUUUUUAAGAUCUAUUUUUAUGCAAUUAGAAACCAUUAUAUCUCAAGGAUUGGAAUGUGUAUCGAACCAUGCCUGGGAAUGCAUGACUAUAAUAUUGUCAUCAAAACUUUUGAAACAUUUACAGGAAUUAUCAUAUCUUAUAAUUGAGUUUGCCACCGAUCCUUGGCUUAGUUUUAUACUUGUAAAUUCAAAAUCAUUUGAUGAAAGAUGUUUGGAAUUUUUAAAUUUUUGGUUUACACAUUUUGUAUUAAAUGACGAAGAAAGUUUCAGAAUACGUGGAUUAAAAGUGUUAUGUCCAAGCCUCUUUGAUAAUACUGUAGUUCAUAUUUCAGUAACAAUAGUCAACCAAGUUUAUGAAAGUAGUGAAUUAAUGUCAAAAGCUAAAUUUAUUAUACAUUUGAUAUUGAAAAACAAAUUCUCGUUACCAAAUGGACUAGAAUGUAAAAUGAACAUUUUCUUAAACCAAAACUAGUCGAAAGCUAU
This is a messenger RNA of Metopolophium dirhodum (rose-grain aphid), 2255 nucleotides long. RefSeq lists its product as uncharacterized. The transcript has 15 exons. The coding region runs from base 1 to 2244 and encodes 747 amino acids. Lineage: Eukaryota; Metazoa; Arthropoda; Insecta; Hemiptera; Aphididae. The record is from RefSeq and is a predicted model, not a curated record.